Cotesia congregata is the source of this 255-nucleotide messenger RNA. The record is from the annotation of a GenBank genome assembly. NCBI's taxonomy places the organism in Eukaryota, Metazoa, Arthropoda, Insecta, Hymenoptera, Braconidae.
AUGGACAAAAUAAUGACUGCAGUGCUGGAAGAUGUUCCCAGGGCGAUUCAGUUAGCAAAUUUUAUAAGGAAACUCAUCGACUUAACCUCCAGAGUUGACAAAUUGUAUGAAGACUACUUAUUUUAUGUUAAAAAAGCCAAUAACAUCACUUAUUAUACUAUCGAGGAGUUUGGUAGGGUUGUCACGUCUCACAAAUUUGGAGAUAUUCCUGAUCUGCUGGAUCAAACUUACAGUUUAUUUAUUCCUGGGCCGUGA